AUGCAGUUUCGAACUAUGAUUUUCGGUCUUGCCCUUGUGACCCAAGGCCUUGCUUCCCCAACACUGCUUGAGCACUCUUUAGUGCCACGGGACUGUUAUGGCAACAAGUGGGGAUGCUCAAGUUCAUUGUCUGGUUUGACUGAGGGCGACUGCGACCAGGCAGCCGACCGUCUGAUUGACGACUACGAUUACCGCACAAAUGGCCCUGAUGGUCGCGCAGGAACGGGCAAUUCAUCCGAUCCACUCGGUUUUGGCGGCGCAUGCGGUGUAUUUGUGAGCGAUGCGAAAAAAGGUACUGAAUGUAUCUUGAAGGGCUACUUGGUAAAACGAGCGCGCCAGCAGAUGAAGGACAAUAAGUGUGGAGUAUGUGGUGAGGUCAAUUGGAACGACGACUGUGACGUGAAGUCAGACUAUGUAGCUCCACACUGA
Penicillium alfredii is the source of this 429-nucleotide messenger RNA. RefSeq lists its product as uncharacterized. The transcript has 2 exons. The record is from RefSeq and is a predicted model, not a curated record. Bases 1 to 429 code for a protein of 142 amino acids. Lineage: Eukaryota; Fungi; Ascomycota; Eurotiomycetes; Eurotiales; Aspergillaceae.